GGGGUUCUAAGGAGAGAGGAGAGGUUUCGGUGGAGAAUGACAGAGAGCUUUUCUGUGGAGGGAGAGAGAAUGGGAAGAGGGAGUCGGAGGAUGCUGGUGGGUUUGCUGGUGGCGAUGGCGUUGGGGAUUGCUGUCUAUUUUAGGCUCUGGUCCAUCGAUUACGCUAUCUCCGCUGACGACACUGAAUUGCUAAGGAAGCAGUUCGAUCUUGCUAAUAGAGACGCAAUGGAUGAGUCCGCGGAGUGGAGGAUGCGAUAUAAUGCCGAGGCAGAGAGGGCUUCCAAAUGUGGUAAGCAAUUGAUGGAGAUUAAUGGGUCUCUUGAGAAGAAGGUGGAGGAUGUUACUAGAAUAAAGCAAAAGGUGGUAAUGCUACAAAAGGAAAACUUGGCCUUGGUUGAACAAGUAGAAGCUUUAAAAAAAGAAGUGGAAUCAGCAAAGUCGAAAUGCCGUUCAUGAUAGAGCAUGCUCAUACAGCACCUGGUUGUGAACUGAAUACAGAAUACAGAGUUGUGCAUAAGCUUCAUCAUCACGCGUAAAUGCUUACAGCAAUUUAACUCUUGUAUUGUGAAAAGCUUUAUGAAGCUCAUUUUUGACCAAUGUCCAAGGAGCUUGCACCUUCCAUGGAGUUGCUAAAACCAAGAUAUAGGUCUUUGUGA
Molecule: messenger RNA, 656 nt
Organism: Tripterygium wilfordii
Lineage: Eukaryota; Viridiplantae; Streptophyta; Magnoliopsida; Celastrales; Celastraceae
Exons: 4
Coding region: 37-456 (139 amino acids)
Source: RefSeq, a predicted model, not a curated record